Uloborus diversus is the source of this 1269-nucleotide messenger RNA. It is a transcript of the gene TBC1d7, whose product is annotated as TBC1 domain family member 7-like. The record is from RefSeq and is a predicted model, not a curated record. The coding region runs from base 183 to 1037 and encodes 284 amino acids. Gene Ontology annotation, molecular function: GTPase activator activity. Lineage: Eukaryota; Metazoa; Arthropoda; Arachnida; Araneae; Uloboridae. Gene Ontology annotation, biological process: negative regulation of TOR signaling; activation of GTPase activity. The transcript has 6 exons.
UUCUUUCAUCAUGUCGUCUGCUGUUUGUCUUCCUUUUUUUCAAUUAUAGUUUAAGUAAUUUUAGCUAAAUGAAGAAAUGCAGUGCCAUAUAUGCAUAUAAAAAUGAUACACAUAUUUGUAUUCAUGUCAAAUAUCUUGAUGAUUUAAUGUUUUUUUCUUAGUUUUUAUGUUCGAACAAUGAAAUGGGAGAAAAAGUGCGGAACUUUCGCUCUUCCUACUAUGAUAAAGUCGGGUUUCGAGGAGUUGAAGAAAAGAAAUCGUUAGAAAUUUUACUCAAUGAAAAACCUAUCGACAAAGAGAAACUAUCAAAAUUUUGUGUUCGAGUAACGCUUCCAUCCAUGUAUCGUGAAUAUGUCUGGAAAGUUCUGUUAGGAGUGCUCCCUGUUAACAUCGAGAGCCAUGAUUCAGUGAUGCAACAAAGGCAGGAACACUACCAAGAGCUAGAAGCAUCUCUCAGAAUCAUGAAAAAGGUUGAGGAGGAUAUGCCCAGAUCAGUAGUCCAUGCUCUCAUGUUCCUGCUCACCGAAGAACUGAUCCUGUUUGAUUUACCGCAGCAGCUAGAGUCUUCACAUGUGAGGAAUUUGGCAGCCAUAGCAUCUGUAUUUUUGGAAUUGUGUUCUCAAGAAAUUGAUGCCUAUUGGUUGUUCAAGAACUUCAUUUUAUUUCGACGGCAGGCAGGCAUUCAAUUUCACAUUCUGAAAGAGAAACUGGAAAGCAUUUUGAGCAAGGAAGAUAACAAAUUAAUCCAGCAUUUGAGAGUUGUGGGUGCCCUCGAAGCCCUUCCUCUUUGCUCCUGGUUUGACAGGUGUUUUGCCAAAAUACUGCACCGCACUUCUUUGGCAAGGAUCUUAGACAAAGUGAUAGGGGGAAGCUUCAAAGUGUUGUCCUAUGUUGGAGCAGCCAUCUUUCUAGUGCGAAGGCAUCCUCUACUGGCUGAAGAGGACCGUGAUCAAAUAGUUUCUUUAUUAGAGAAGAUCCCGGAAGACACUUCUGAUGUCGUUGUGAACAAAGCCCUGGAUCUGUACUACAGCAGGUGAUGAACUCCUGUGAAACCUCCAACACAGAAUUCCUGUCUUUGACACAAAUUUCACCUCAAAGAAUGUACAUUCUCAAGACAGUCACACCUUUGACAGUCAGUAUACACAGAAGAACAUGCAUCUUUUUUCUUCACCUCAUGUACUUUUCGAAUUUUAUGAAAUGUUGCUUUUACAAAUUGAUAAAUAUACUAAAAUGUCACCUUUUAUGCCAAUUAGAUGUUUUUUUUUUUUA